AUGGCAUCCCCACCUAGAAAUCCUCCUCCAGCCGUCGAUGGUGAUGUCCACAACGAUGCUGCAGCACCUGUACCAGCAGACCCAAAUCUGGCCAUCAUUGUUCAUCCAAUCAACUUUGAAGCUGUUCCUAUCAGCUACAUUGAGCCCGGCGACGAGCUGAACCCGAUUGACCCAGACAACUUUGAUUUUGUGGGUCCCUCUUCCACCGCCGGAAGAUUUCCAACGCGUCGUUCAAAGCGCACGAACCCUUUUCCAGAUCUGAACACUGCGGUGCCUCAACGCCGAAGAGGAGAAAACUCUCCCCGGAGAGGAAGCAGAGGUGGAAGAAGAGGAAGCAGAGGUGGCCGCACUCCAGUCCAGUCAAACCCACGAAGAGGUCUUCAUCUGGUAGAUGAAGAAACUGAUGACGAAGCAGGGGAUCCUACCUUUGCUGCACCACAGGCUCAAGCCUUGUCCUCCAGCUCCUCUGAGUCUUCAUCCAACAACUCACCUUCCCCAGCAUCAACUCAGGGGGAGACGUCGCAGCCCAGCAUGGCAACAGCAGCCUCUCAACAUUCUGUUCCUGAAGGUGUUGCUGCACCUGUUUCAGAAGGUGUUGCUGCACCUGUCUCUGAAGGUGUUGCUGCACAUGCUCCAGAAGAUGCUGCUGCACCUACUGUUUCAGCAAAUGUUCCUCAGAAUGCUGCUGAGGAUGCUGCCCCUUAUCAGGAUGAAGAAAUGCCUGAUUUCUCUGGAAUGUCAUCAGCAGAGCAUGUAGACAUUCCAUUUGUCGAUGCUCAGGAGUUCACCACUACAGAAGAAACUCCAUCAGCACCUCAGGGAGAUCCUCUGGAAACCCUGGCAGAAGCAGCAGCUCAAGCAGAUACAAUUCCUCCUCAGGCUGAAGAAUCAGAGAAAAGUGAAGACAGUUGGGAGGUUCCACUAGCUACUUUUCGCAAAAACUUGUCCUCGAACAUCUCAUCCCUUGGAUGCUAG
Erythranthe guttata (spotted monkey flower) is the source of this 975-nucleotide messenger RNA. The record is from RefSeq and is a predicted model, not a curated record. Lineage: Eukaryota; Viridiplantae; Streptophyta; Magnoliopsida; Lamiales; Phrymaceae.